Aspergillus affinis is the source of this 1224-nucleotide messenger RNA. RefSeq names its product threonine aldolase GLY1. The transcript is spliced from 4 exons. The record is from RefSeq and is a predicted model, not a curated record. Lineage: Eukaryota; Fungi; Ascomycota; Eurotiomycetes; Eurotiales; Aspergillaceae. Gene Ontology annotation, biological process: L-threonine catabolic process; glycine biosynthetic process. Gene Ontology annotation, molecular function: L-allo-threonine aldolase activity. Bases 1 to 1224 code for a protein of 407 amino acids. Gene Ontology annotation, cellular component: cytosol.
AUGGCGCAUGUAUCCACGAAUGCCAAUCCUAGCACCUGGCACGGGGCCGGUGCUGCCGAGUUUGAUUUGAGGAGCGACACAAUGACGAAACCCACUCCCUCAAUGCUAGAAGCCAUUUGCCAGACGACUCUCCUGGACGAUGUUUUCAACGAAGACCCCGUAACAAUUGAUCUACAAUCCUACCUGGCCAAGCGAACGAAUCAUGAAGACGCCCUGCUGGUCAUGUCAGGAACGAUGGGUAACCAGGUUGCGAUCCGAACCCAUCUGGUACAACCCCCCUACGCCGUGAUAUGUGACCAACGCUCCCACAUUGUCAAUUACGAGGCCGGCGGUGUCAGCUCUCUGACUGGCGCCAUGGUUCAGCCAAUCAUUCCCAAGAAUGGCACCUACCUGACCCUCGAAGACGUUCAGAAAUACGCAGUACUUGACGACGACAUCCACCACUGUCCCACAAAGCUCAUUAGCUUGGAGAAUACCCUGGACGGCAUGAUCAUGCCCCUGGACGAAGCGCGUCGGAUUGUAAACUGGGCCCAUGCGAACGACAUCAAGGUGCAUCUAGACGGAGCCAGACUAUGGGAAGCUGUAGUAUCUGGGGCUGGGAGCUUACCAGAGUACGCCGGUCUCUUUGACAGCGUUAGCCUGUGCUUCUCGAAGGGACUCGGCGCGCCUAUUGGCAGCAUUAUUGUGGGAUCUAAACAAUUUAUCAAGAAAGCUCGAUGGUUUCGCAAAUCCAUUGGUGGAGGUGUCCGACAGGCCGGGGUACUCGCUGCAGCCGCCCGAGUGGCUGUAGAGGAGACAUUUGGACCCGAUCCCAACGGGAAGGAAGGAAAACUCCGAGCAACGCACGUCAACGCCAAAAGAGUAGCCGAGAUGUGGACCAGCCGCGGGGGCAAGCUAUCGCUCCCCGUAGAGACCAACAUGGUCUGGUUAGACCUUGAGUCGUCCGGGUUAGGUCCCAAUGAUUUGGCGGACAUUGGCAAAGAGAAGGGACUGCAAUUGCUAGGGGGUCGAAUCGUCGUUCACUACCAGGUAUCCGAGGAAGCGAUUUCGCGGCUGGGACAAGCAUUUGAUGCAGCUAAGAGUGGGCAGUUCCAGCGUAGCACCGACCAGAGUAAGCCAUAUGGAAUCCCGGCAGGGCGCGCAUUGGAGCCUGAAGCCUCAGGCAUGAAGGACGUCGGUGCCUUGCUCCUGCUGCCUGAGGCUGCCAGCCGACCUCCAAAUUAA